AAAUAAUUUGAGGGUCAGCAAUGUCUGAGGUUGAAGAGACAAUCAAGCGAAUUCAAUCGCACAAAGGAGUGAUCGGAAUCAUUGUCGUCAGUCAAGAUGGUAUACCAAUAAGAACGACUCUUGAUAACAGCACCACAGUCCAAUAUGCCGGUCUUAUCCACGAACUGGCAAUCAAGGCCAAGUCUGGUGUCCGAGAGAUAGACGCUCAGAACGACCUCACUUUCCUUAGAAUAAGGUCAAAAAAGCACGAGAUCAUGGUGGCACCCGACAAGGAUUACCUCCUGAUCGUUAUACAGGACCCGUCUGUUUCUUCCUAGCGACUUAGCUGACACCCAACGUCCCAACUGGUACCUUUGUAACCUCCUAGUUGAUAUCCCCUCUGGUACCUCUGUAUCUCCUCAACGAGAUACUAUCCUGUAUCUCCUAAACGAGAUACUAUCCUGUAUCUCCUAAACGAGAUACUAUCCUGUAUCUCCUAAACGAGAUACUAUCCUGUAUCUCCUAAACGAGAUACUAUCCUGUAUCUCCUAAACCAGAUACUAUCCUCCCUCUGCGCUGCCGCUUAAUGCUGCUAUCGUUGCCCUUUAGGAGUCGUUAGAGGCAGCUCACACUACUCCGGGAGAAGUUCUCUCUAAACUUGGAUUGGGAUUGCUAGGCUGAUCUACACGAAAUGUGUACUCAUGCUAUUAAAAGAACAUGUAUUUGAUUUUUCUCUGUGUUAUGUAAAUGGUUUUGGGUCUUUUUAUUUCUGUAAUUGUAUUAAAGAUAAUCGCUGUCCAAAUUCUCUACUUUUUUUCUUAAUUUAGAUGGCAAUUGUAGUCCAGUAUGUCACUGCAUGGCUGUAUAACUUAUAUUAUUUGCUCUAAUUUCCUUUGAAGAUAAUCGUUAAAACUGA
Molecule: messenger RNA, 895 nt
Organism: Bolinopsis microptera
Lineage: Eukaryota; Metazoa; Ctenophora; Tentaculata; Lobata; Bolinopsidae
Product: dynein light chain roadblock-type 2-like
Exons: 4
Coding region: 21-317 (98 amino acids)
Biological process (GO): microtubule-based movement
Cellular component (GO): cytoplasm; centrosome; cytoplasmic dynein complex
Molecular function (GO): dynein intermediate chain binding
Source: RefSeq, a predicted model, not a curated record